This is a messenger RNA of Iphiclides podalirius (scarce swallowtail), 636 nucleotides long. The record is from the annotation of a GenBank genome assembly. NCBI's taxonomy places the organism in Eukaryota, Metazoa, Arthropoda, Insecta, Lepidoptera, Papilionidae.
AUGUACGCUUCUAACGAGGAAGUGGCCUUAACAUUAUCCAGUCUAGACGUCGGAAUUAUUAAAACUGGGACGGGGGUGUGUCCAGCCCGCCCCGUUCACGCCUCCAAGCUCCCGCUCAACUCAGUUUCGGGAGCGCGCGGCAGAAAAGCGUUCAAAUUGGAUCCGAAAAGGCAGCCGGAGGCCGCGAGGCCUUCGAAAAGCGCGAACGCCGGCAAGCGGAAGACGCUACUUGUGCAACCGUUCUCUAAGGACAGAGAAACGAAGAAACCGUACCUGUUAGAAACGCCUACGGACCUAAAGAGAAGACCGGCGCUCCUGAAGACUCCGGAGCAACCGAAGAGGCAAAAGCUCCAGGACAUCAGCAACUCCGAAAAAGACCAGUGCAUGGAGGCGUCGGUUCCGGCUGAAGCGAGCGAGCGAGGGUCCGAGACUGCUGGAAACCAGACCACUGGAAACCAUCAUUGCUGCUGCCAGCGCCAGUGCUCGCCACCCGAAGUGCGGGAGGACUCCUGCCAUUGCACCAGCAAGACCGUGCCUCUAGUGCUAGCUCCAAUCAUGAUGCCUCCCAGCUACGGCACUCUAGGAGUUCCCUACGUCAUCGGGCAACCCAUGAAGCUUAAUAAGAAGGUCGAAAUC